Molecule: messenger RNA, 2398 nt
Organism: Gadus macrocephalus (Pacific cod)
Lineage: Eukaryota; Metazoa; Chordata; Actinopteri; Gadiformes; Gadidae
Gene: riok1
Product: RIO kinase 1 (yeast)
Exons: 17
Coding region: 81-1745 (554 amino acids)
Biological process (GO): maturation of SSU-rRNA
Cellular component (GO): cytosol; preribosome, small subunit precursor
Molecular function (GO): protein serine/threonine kinase activity; ATP binding
Source: RefSeq, a predicted model, not a curated record
GUUGUGUGGGGUUAUUGUGAAUACCAUCACAACUGAUAAAGUAUUUAUUGAAUCUAAUAAAGGUUGUGAUUUUGGAGAUAAUGACUUCUCUUCGUGCCAAUGUUGUCGAGGGACAAUUCGACGAUGCAGAAGAUUCAGACACUCCCGCCGAUGCCGUUGAGGUUACUCCACCGGCCGUACAUGUGGUAGAAACCCAGGUCAACAGUCUGUCGCUUGAACCUCCACCAACCGGUCUGGUUGAAGGAGAGGAGUAUGAGGACUAUGAAUAUGAAUAUGAUGAUGAAGAAGAUGAUGACGACGAGUGGGAUUGGAAGGGGUCAGACAUUACCAAACGCUACAACAGCAUGAACCGACCAGGCCUCAACUCCCAGUCAAAUAAGCAGAAUUCUUCGAACAAGGCGCUCAAGUUGUCCACGCCCACCGAUAAAGCUUUGAGGAAAUUUGAACACAAGAUCAAUCUGGAUAAACUAAACUAUGCCGACUCGGUGAUCAACAAAGUGACGACAAUGCAGAAACAGAGGGAUUCUGACACGUUCCGAGUGAAAGACAAGUCGGACCGGGCUACAGUUGAACAGGUUUUGGAUCCCAGAACAAGGAUGAUCCUCUUCAAGAUGCUCAGUCGUGGAAUCAUCUCUGAGAUCAACGGGUGUAUCAGCACAGGGAAAGAGGCCAACGUGUACCACGCCACCACAGCCGCUGGAGAGAACAGAGCGAUCAAGAUCUACAAGACGUCCAUCUUACUGUUCAAGGACCGCGACAAAUACGUCAGCGGAGAGUUCAGGUUUCGCCAUGGUUACUGCAAAGGCAACCCCAGGAAGAUGGUGCGCACGUGGGCCGAGAAGGAGAUGAGGAACCUCCUCAGGCUGCAGACAGCUGGGAUACCCAGUCCAGAACCUCUGAUGCUCCGGAGUCAUGUCCUCCUCAUGACCUUCAUCGGCAAGGAAGACAUGCCAGCUCCUCUGCUGAAGAACGCGGCACUGUCCGAUUCCAAGGCGUGCGAACUGUACCUGCAGGUCAUCGAGCACAUGAGGAAGAUGUACCAGGAGGCCCGCCUGGUCCACGCCGACCUCAGCGAGUUCAACAUACUGUACAACAACGGCGACGCAGUCAUCAUCGACGUGUCCCAGUCAGUGGAGCACGACCACCCCCACGCCCUGGAGUUCCUCCGCAAGGACUGCAGCAACAUCAACGACUUCUUCCUGAAGCGCGGCGUGGCCGUGAUGACCAUCAGAGAGCUGUUUGAGUUCAUCACCGACCCCUCCAUCAACAGCGACAACAUCAACGAGUACCUGGAGCGGGCCAUGGACAUCUCCUCAGACAGAACGGUGCAGGAGCGCUCGGACCAAGAUCGGGUCGACGAAGAGGUGUUCAAGAAGGCCUACAUCCCCCGGACGCUGACGGAGGUGAACCACUACGAGCGUGACGUGGCGGCCAUGAAGGAGGAGGACGCCGCGAUGCACGCCCAGAACGACAACGUUCUUUACCAAACCGUAAUGGGGCUGAGGAAGGACCUGUCUGGAGUUCAAAAGGUUCCGGCACUGCUGGAGGAGAGCAGCAGCUCGGAGGGCAGCUCUGAAGAAGAGGAAGACGGAGAUGAGGAAGAGAAAGGAGAGAAACAAGAGGAAUCCUCGGUGGAUAAGAAGGAACGAAAGAAGAACAUCAAAGAAGCUCAGAGGGAGAAGAGGAAAAGCAAAACGCCGAAACACGUGAAGAAACGGAAGGAGAAAACGUCCAAGAACAAGUAGAGGGAACCGAGCCUGCCCGGGUUGGGAUCACCUCAGUCUGACUUUGUACUCCAGGGACCAGCCUCCAAUGCUAGUUCAGGGGAGAGUUGAACCGGCAACCUUUUUAACAGAUCUCCAGCCACUGGUCCAACCACACAAGAUGUCACUGGAGUCUGAGACUUAUCAGAACAUUCUGGAAGAUGUAACCCAUACGUGUAAUAGUAUGGUUGUUUAAUAUUCAACCGGCAAGUCUGGGAUUUUCACAAAAAUAAACCAAACAUUAGUUUAUGAUGAUGAAAGCCAGGCUAAGAGGUGAAUCUUUUUAAACACUUAAAUUGUGACAUGGAUUUUUAUCCAAUGUGGAUUCCAGUUUGAAAAUGAAUUUGUUAUAUGGUUCCCUGAUCACUUAAUUUAAGAUAGUAUGGUUGUUAAAUAAAUCCAUAAUCAACUCAAACCAUAAUUAGUAAAUGUAGGCAGUUGAGUGGGAUUGGUUAAAGGUGUCUGCUAAACAGUAAAUACCUUGCCGGAAGUUCUAUGCAGUAUUUUCUCUGCACCUGUCCCACCUGUCUGCUGCAAACCCUACACAGAUGACAAGCAGGGCAGACUGUUUCAUCGGCAACAGAUGAACAACAUGACAAACUCAAGGAAAUAAAUACUGUUUUAUUCAUAAUAAA